CGUUAGUCUGAAUUAUUCACAAUGUCAUUCAAAGACGGCAGCUAGUGUAUGCCCCCUAAGGCAUCUUGGCAUUUUAUUAAGGACUAUGAUUUUAGAGUCUAGUACUUUGACAACAAAGAUCUUCAGUCCUUUCCUGAGAAAUGAUCUGAGUUGGUUUGCAAUGUGUUGUCAUUGCCUUCUUCAUUCAGCUUGUAAAUUGUUUGAGACAAGUCCCUCCCCGCAUCACAUGCUCAUCUGAACAGGGGCUUCAAGAAGGAGGAGGAGCCCAUGGUGCCAUAAAUUCAAUAAAUUCUAUAAAACCUUUCCUAGAAAAGAUUGUUCUUGAAACUCAACCAAUUUACAAUGAAAGUAACUGCUCUUUUCCUUCUCUUUGCUGUGGGGAUCAUCUGUUUCUCAGGCAAUGCAGAAGCUGCUCAUGCUAUCAACAGGGAUGUUUGUGGGAAUUACCCUACACGAGUACCAUGCACAAAGGAAUAUAGACCCGUCUGUGGCACUGACAAUGUAACAUAUUCCAACGUGUGUGUGCUGUGUAGGAAGAAUGCACGUAGAAACAUUGGAAUUAGAAUGAGAGGACCUUGCCUUGGGGCCUAAACCUAUACCCCAUCUGCCAAAGAAGGAAAGAGUGGGUCUUCUGGAUGUCAUUGUUGAAGACAUGCAGUGUUUGAAAAUAUUCUGUUGAUUCAUCUCCAGAUUUUAUAGUCAAUAAAAACAAAAGCAUUGCA
Elgaria multicarinata webbii is the source of this 722-nucleotide messenger RNA. Its product is annotated as ovomucoid-like. The transcript has 4 exons. Gene Ontology annotation, molecular function: serine-type endopeptidase inhibitor activity; protein binding. The record is from RefSeq and is a predicted model, not a curated record. The coding region runs from base 343 to 591 and encodes 82 amino acids. NCBI's taxonomy places the organism in Eukaryota, Metazoa, Chordata, Lepidosauria, Squamata, Anguidae.